This is a messenger RNA of Bufo bufo (common toad), 659 nucleotides long. It is a transcript of the gene INIP, whose product is annotated as INTS3 and NABP interacting protein. Lineage: Eukaryota; Metazoa; Chordata; Amphibia; Anura; Bufonidae. Gene Ontology annotation, cellular component: nucleus; SOSS complex; nucleoplasm. The coding region runs from base 106 to 420 and encodes 104 amino acids. Gene Ontology annotation, biological process: DNA repair. The record is from RefSeq and is a predicted model, not a curated record. The transcript has 4 exons.
UCCUUUCCGGGUAUAGUAUUUAGCCAUUACCCUACGUGCCUCCUUGACGUCAGAAGGUCCUUGCCGUUCAUGGGAGCUUUACCCUUCUACUAGCGGUUGAGCAAGAUGGCGGCACCGCCUCCGGCUACAGGCUUUGCAAGCAAGAACAGAGUUGCUAUUUUGGCAGAACUAGACAAGGAGAAGAGAAAAUUGCUCCUGCAAAAUCAGUCGUCAACAAACAAUCCAGGGGCAAGUGUAGCCCUGUCAAGACCAAAUGUUAACAAGGAUUUCCGUGACCACGCAGAGCAGCAGCAUAUAGCUGCCCAACAAAAAGCUGCACUUCAGCAUGCACAUGCACAUUCAACUGGAUACUUCAUUACCCAAGACUCUGCUUUUGGAAACCUAAUUCUUCCUGUUAUCCCACGCCUGGAGGCUGAUUAACACUGCACACAAGGACAGAACUUAAGCCACUGUUUAAGCUGUCCAUAAGCGUUAUGUAACUUAUGUGUAUAUAUAAUUUUUUUACUUUUUGCUAUUUUUUUAUACAGACAGAUGUUUCCUCACAAGUCAUGAUUUAAAAAUGUGCCAGACAUAAAUUAUGCCAAACUGUAGACUUAAGACUAAUGUAAGAAAACACAGCGGAUUUAUUUGCCCAUAUCAAUAAAAAUGAAAUAAUUUCA